GUCAUCACGUGGGACAGGGUGAAUUUGGUAUAUAUAGACGUCUUCCUCGCUCCUGAAAGCAUCAUUCCUCUCCUCAUCUCAGCAUGGCCAAUAUGGAUGCCGACCUGGUCUUAAUCGAAUCUGAUUCAGACAUGAGUUCGAUCUCGCAAACGGCUCCGACCAGCCGAAGGAAAAGAAGACGCGAAGAAGAGCAACACGAUGAACCGCAAAUGGUUCCAACGGGCCAAAGGAAAAAAAGACGCGUAGAAGAACGACACGAUGAGUUGCUGGAAAUGCAUUGUUCUGACUGCAUGGUUGCAAUCUCCGAUACCCAGAUAGUCUACUUUUUUCCGUUCUGCAAAUGCAUUUCCUGCAAUCAGUGCAUGGUUCGACCGGUCCUUGACCAAAUUCGCGCACGUGGCGUCAGCAUCCUUGAAGAGGCGGUGCUCGAUAUAAUGUUGCACAAGGAAACAAUACUCCCCCAAAUUGUAAUCGAUAAGAUGAAAUGCCGCCACAAUGGUUUGCGAGGUGCAAUCAAAUGUUAUGGUACCGCCUGUACAUUAUGCUUAGAGGAGGGACUACCGAGCCAAGGAUGUGGAUAUCUGCCCUGUGGCCAUUCAUUCUGCAAGUCUCACAUCGAAGAAUGGUUUGAAACAGCGAGGACAUGUCCUACAUGUAGGAUAAGUAUUCCUGACAAGGGCGGAUGUUUUAGGC
This is a messenger RNA of Aaosphaeria arxii CBS 175.79, 693 nucleotides long. RefSeq lists its product as uncharacterized. The annotation marks the transcript as partial. The record is from RefSeq and is a predicted model, not a curated record. The transcript is spliced from 5 exons. NCBI's taxonomy places the organism in Eukaryota, Fungi, Ascomycota, Dothideomycetes, Pleosporales.